ACGUACUUUAAUCAAAAUGCCUUGACGCUGAUCCGAUCCCUCAUCACUGGCGGGGCGACGCCGGAACUGGAGCUGAUCCUGGCGGAAGGCGCCGGAUUGCGAGGCGGCUACAGGCAAAACCGAGACCGGUGUCGCGUCGGGAUGAUUUCCUUGCACGACGGCCCGUUGUCCAAUUUCGGGACAGGUGGCGGGAAAUACGGGGAAUUGUUCGUCACGGCCCUGAGAACCUACGGCAUGCUGUGCAUCGGGCUCUACCGGAUUCUGAGUCUGGGACCGCCUCCAGAUCCCGGGGAUCCAAGGAGUCUGACGCCGGAUGCUUCUUCCAAACGCUACGUCAUCACGAACCCGCCCGACGACUUCUCCCUUCUGCCGACCGACAGGGUGCUUGGACUGAGUCUGGAAGAAAUCAGGAUUCUGAGUCUGGGACCGCCUCCAGAUCCCGGGGAUCCAAGGAGUCUGACGCCGGAUGCUUCUUCCAAACGCUACGUCAUCACGAACCCGCCUGACGACUUCUCCCUUCUGCCGACCGACAGGCAGUUCGACCACGGGAUCGAGUACAAGCCAGCCCGGGGCAAACCCAGUGACUCGGGGCUCCUGCACUGCAGCGCCAUGACGGACGGGCCAUACUCGUUCAUCUGA
This is a messenger RNA of Notodromas monacha, 639 nucleotides long. Lineage: Eukaryota; Metazoa; Arthropoda; Ostracoda; Podocopida; Cyprididae. The record is from the annotation of a GenBank genome assembly.